AUGGCCAAGCGGAGAACCUUGAUGCUCAAGUUCUUUGGAGUAUCAAGACAAGUUGAUUCACAUGGAUCGUCUUAUAGACCAAAGACAAGGCUCAAACUUAGAGAAACUAAAGGCAAGUGCCUCUGGAGCAUAGAUCUUAAAUGCACGACUUGGCAUCUAACAAUGAGGGAAAACGUUUCAGAUACUAGUAAAAUCCUUAACAGAAAUUGGGUCUUGAAACGUAAGCGAAGAAAGCUUCCAUGUGGUACAGACAAGUCCAGUGGCAGAGAAAAAAAUUCCAAAUUUAUAGAAUGUUCAUCAAGCACUUCAUCCAAACGUGGCCUGAAAGAAAAACUUGCUUCAGAUCAUUCUUCUGGCAAGAAAAAAGGAACUGAUGGGUAUUAUUAUGAGUGCGUGGUUUGUGAUCGUGGUGGAAAUUUGCUGUGUUGUGAGAGCUGUCCCAGUACCUAUCACCUUCAAUGUUUAGAUCCUCCUCUAAAGCGUAUUCCUUCUGGGAAGUGGGAAUGCCCAACCUGCUGUCAGAAGAGUGCUUCGUUGGAGCCCGUGAACUACCUUGAUCCUGUCACAAAACGACCGCGGACAAAAAUUAUCAUUCGAAGAUCAAAAGCUGAAAAUGAAUCAUCUGAAACUAACAAGGAUGGUUCUGUGGAGGGUAGUUCAUCACAUGCUGGUGUUGAUAGGAAGCUGGACGUCUCCCUUGCUCACAUACCAGUAGAGAACUUAGCUACUUCUGUUAAGGAAAUGUCUUCUUCAAAGAAAAGAAAUUCACCUAUGGAUGAGAAAGCUUCUGAGAAAAAGCCUGAAGCAUCUCGUAGAAAAGAAUCUCCUGGAAAUGGACCUGUCAUUGCAAAGGAAACUGCCACCCGGAUACGCAGGAAAAGAAAGCACAAGGUUUAUUCUCUCAGUGAUGAGAAAAAGUGCAAGAGUGACAAGGGAAAAUCUACUACAGAUUCUUCUGGAAAAGGUGUGUCCAAAGCAAAAGCUGCAUGUCCAGGAAUUUCUAAAUCAAAGGGAAAACGUAAGAUAUUUUGCCAUGGGGAUUGUGCAACUCCAGUAAAGCAGGAUGUUGUUGAUAACCAACUAAAAAAUGAGACGAUUUCCAAGGAAAUAGCUUGUGGAUCACACGAAUCAUGUGAAGCAGCAAAAAUUGCAGCUGACUCCUUGACAUGUGAAGAAAAUGCUGCUGAAGUUCAGCAGGUUGAUCGGGUUAUGGGGUGUCGAGUGAAAAGUGAUAAUGUAAAUUCUGCUUGCAACGUUCUCAUGAUGGAUGUGGAUGAACUUCCUUUGGAGGAUCCCAUAGUUGCAGAAGAUCUAAAUAAACUGUCUGGGAAAAGUCCCAGCUCUGAAAUGCCUGGGAUAGGCAAAGGAAACUGCGCCAUGGGUUGUCAGAAUAUUGCUAGCUGUUUUGAUGGGAGCAAGAAUGUAACAGAUCACAUGAAUGAAGGUAAGCUACAAGUAUACAGAAGAUCUUCAACCAAAGAAUGUAAAGAUCGAAAUUUCAAGGAUCCUUUGAGGAGAGACAUUGAAAGUUCUAAUGUGCUGAAUAAUAAAAAUCAAGAUGAAAAUAUUUCAAGUGUAGCAAGUGCGGCAAAGACUGCCGAGAUAAUAUCAGGAGACAGGAAGAUUGAUUUUGACUUAGACAGUUAUAACCAUGACGUCUUAAACGACUGUCAAACUCACAUUUCUGAUGAGAAUGGAAACUCAAAAGAUGGUGAUAUUAAGAUGACAACAAUGUGUGCUCCUAAAAUGAAAUUUACUAAGUCCCACUUGGCUGAAUCUGGAUUCUCCAAUGGAUUGACUGUCUCAUUUGAGUUUUUGGUCAAGUGGGUUGGGAAAUCUCACAUCCACAACAGUUGGAUUCCUGAAUCUGAUCUGAAAGUUCUGGCGAAACGGAAACUGGAGAAUUACAAGGCAAAGUAUGGGACAUUGACUGUAAAUCUUUGCCAGGAUCAGUGGAAGCUGCCUCAGCGAGUGAUUGCUACUCGGUCCUCUGUAGGUGGUUCAACUGAAGUAUAUGUAAAAUGGACUGGUCUUCCUUAUGAUGAAUGCACUUGGGAAAGAACCAGUGAACCUGUAAUUGCAAAGUCGCUUCACUUGGUUGAUUUAUUCUUUAAUUUUGAACGCCAAACGCUGGAUAAUGAUUCUGAAAAACAUGAUUCAACAUGGAGGAAAGGCAACUUCCAACAAAGUGAGGUAAUUACUCUCACUGAACAGCCUAAAGAGCUAGCAGGGGGUUCUUUGUUUCCACAUCAGCUGGAAGCAUUAAAUUGGUUGCGCAAAAGCUGGCAUAAAUCAAGAAAUGUGAUACUUGCUGAUGAAAUGGGCCUCGGAAAAACAGUAUCAGCUUGUGCUUUUUUAUCAUCAUUAUAUUUUGAAUUUAAAGCUACUCUGCCUUGUCUGGUUUUGGUUCCUCUAUCCACAAUGCCCAACUGGAUGGGUGAGUUUGCUCUAUGGGCUCCUAACCUCAACGUGGUGGAAUAUCAUGGGAACAUGAGGGCUAGAACCAUAAUUCGCCAGUAUGAAUGGCAUGCAUCUGAUCCUAGUGGGUUGAAUAAGAAAACAUCAGGUUAUAAGUUCAAUGUUCUUUUGACUACUUAUGAAAUGGUUCUUGCUGAUUCCUCUCAUCUACGUGGAGUUCCUUGGGAAGUUCUUGUGGUUGAUGAGGGGCACCGUCUGAAAAACUCUAGCAGUAAGCUUUUUGGCUUGCUAAACACUUUCUCAUUCCAACAUAGGGUACUGUUGACUGGUACUCCCCUUCAGAACAAUAUAGGGGAGAUGUAUAAUCUGCUAAACUUUCUGCAGCCAGCUUCGUUUCCUUCCCUCUUUUUAUUUGAGGAGAAAUUUAAUGAUCUAACAACUGCCGAAAAGGUAGAGGAACUGAAGAAACUUGUAGCCCCACAUAUGCUUCGUAGGCUUAAAAAGGAUGCCAUGAAGAAUAUCCCCCCAAAGACUGAACGAGUGGUUCCAGUUGAGUUGUCAAGUAUUCAGGCAGAAUAUUAUCGUGCCAUGUUAACAAAGAAUUAUCAGGUCUUACGCAACAUAGGGAAAGGGGUUCCGCAGCAGUCGAUGCUAAAUAUUGUGAUGCAGUUACGAAAGAUUUGCAAUCAUCCUUAUCUUAUACCUGGCACUGAACCUGAAUCUGGAUCGGUGAAUUUCCUUCAUGAAAUGCGAAUAAAAGCUUCAGCCAAGCUGACUUUGCUGCAUUCUAUGCUCAAGGUGUUACAUAAAGAAGGUCAUAGAGUCCUUAUCUUUUCACAAAUGACCAAGUUACUUGACAUCCUUGAGGAUUAUGUGUCUAUUGAAUUUGGGGUAAAGACAUAUGAGCGAGUUGAUGGCUCUGUCUCUGUGGCAGAUCGACAGGCAGCAAUAACUCGUUUUAACCAAGACAAGAGUCGAUUUAUAUUCCUUCUCUCAACACGUUCUUGUGGCCUUGGCAUCAACUUGGCAACUGCUGACACUGUCAUCAUCUAUGAUUCUGACUUCAACCCACAUGCAGACAUCCAAGCCAUGAAUCGGGCACAUCGAAUUGGACAAUCAAACCGAUUACUGGUGUACAGGCUUGUUGUCCGUGCUAGUGUUGAAGAACGCAUCUUACAACUUGCAAAGAAGAAAUUGAUGCUUGAUCAACUUUUUGUGAACAAGUCUGGGUCGCAAAAAGAGGUGGAAGACAUCCUAAAAUGGGGAACUGAAGAACUUUUUGGGGAUUCUUCUUCCAUACCAGAAAAAGAUGGUGAAAACCAAAACAAUAAAGAUGAAGCAGUUACGGAGCCUAAUACCAGGAGGAGAACUGGUGGCCUUGGGGAUGUAUACAAAGAUAAAUGUGCAGAUGGUAGCAGUAAGAUUGUGUGGGAUGAAACUUCAAUUUUAAAAUUGCUAGACCGCUCAAACGUCCCAUCUGAUUCACCUGAUAAUGCUGAAUCAGAAAUAGAGAAUGAUAUGCUUGGUUCAGUGAAGUCCCUAGAAUGGAAUGAUGAACCGGCAGAAGAACAAGAUGGAACAACAUCUGUUCCUGUGGCCACUAGUGAUUUUUAUAAAAAAGAUGAUGAUCUGGUUGGCAGCAAUGAAGAAAAUGAAUGGGACAGGCUUCUGCGACUUAGAUGGAAGAAAUACCAAAGUGAGGAGGAAGCAGCCCUUGGCCGGGGAAAACGUCAAAGAAAAGCUGUUUCUUACAGAGAAGCAUACGUGGCGGCACACCCAAGUGGAACACUGAGUGAAAGUGUUGCAGAAGGGGAACUGGAGCUUGAACCAGAGCCUGAGCGAGAGUACACUCCAGCUGGACGAGCUCUUAAAGCAAAAUAUGCAAAGCUUCGUGCUAGACAAAAGGAACGGUUGACAAAGAGGAAAGCAACUGUAUCAUCUACUCCCAUCAACGGAUUGUUCAGACUAGAGUCACUUCCUCAACUCCCUCCUCUGCGUGCUAAAGAAGGUAAUCAAAUGACCAUAUCAACUCGGCCUGUUGAAGAGAAUGCUACAACCACGAACUUAGAAAAUAAGAGUCAUAGUCAAACCGUAGGAUCAAAUAGCAAGACUGACUCAACCAUGAUGCUGGGCAAGAUAUCAGAGCAUAAAUCUACUAUUGAUUUGGAGCUUAUGUCUAAUCGCUUUCCAGAUAUUUCCCCGUCAAAUGACCAUUUAAAGGGCACAAGCUCCAUGAAUUCUAUGUAUAACUUGUUGCCAGUUUUAGGAUUGUGUGCUCCUAAUGCUCCUAACGCUAACCAGUUGGAGCCAUUGCAUCGGAAAUUCUCAAGACCAAAUAAAAGACAAUACAAACAAGGACUUGGGCUGGAGUUCCCAUUACCUGCUACUUGUUCUAGCAUGUUAAAUGACAUGACUGCUAAAGGUAACGAAGCAGUCUCAGGCAGAUUCAAAUUUCCGGAUAUUUCUUCGGGCUCUUCUCUUUCACAACAUAAAAGUGACAUCCCUGAUAAUUAUCUACCCUUGAAUCCACAUCAUCUGGAUAUUCUGAGAGGAAAAAGCUCGGCGGAGCAUCUAGGAAACUGUGGUGCUAAUUUCUCUGGUUUUCGAGAAAAGACUCUCUUGCCCAAAUUACCUUUUGAUGAGAAGCUUCUGAGAUAUUCAUUUCCUAGUACAAACUAUUCCCAUCCAACUCCUGACUUGUUCUCAAGCUUAUCGCUGGGAUCUAGUAUUGCAGACAGAAAUAAUUCUGUCCCUGAACUCCCUAAGAUUCCGUUAUUGCCGAAUAUCAAAUUUUCACCUGAUCUUCCCAACUGUAAUCAACAAGAACAGCAGAUGCCUCCAGGAUUAUGCUCGGAUCAGGUGCCACCUUCAUUUUUUGCAUUUCCUGAAAACCAUCGGAAAGUUCUUGAGAAUAUUAUACUGAGAACUGGACCUGGCUCCAGCAAUCUGCUGAAAAUGAAAUCAAAGGUAGAUAUCUGGUCUGAGGAUGAACUUGAUUAUCUGUGGAUUGGUGUUCGUAGACAUGGAAGGGGAAGGUGGGAUUCAAUGCUACGAGACCCAAAGCUAAAGUUUUCGAAGUUCAAAACUGCUGAAGAUUUGUCAGCAAGAUGGGAAGUAGAACAACUUAAGAUCGUGGAUGGGUUAGGAUUACCGGGACCAAACUCUUUCAGGCCUCCAAAGUCCACGAGUUCACUCUUAUUUUCUGGGAUAUCUGAUGGUCUGAUGGCACGUGCAUUGCACGGAACUAUCUCUGAUGGAAUGAUGGCUCAUGCAUUGCCUGGGUCUAGCUCUGAUGGAAUGCUGGCACGGGGAUUGCACGGAAGUAAAUGUGAUGGGCCAGUGAAAUUCCACACCCGCAUUACAGAUAUGAAAUUGGGUCUUGGUGAUCUGCCAGCUAGUUUGCCACACCUGAAACCGUCUGAUCCGCCUCUUCAAACUUGGAUUUCGGAUACGUUCCCAGCAAAGUUGUCCAGAGACUCCUCUGCAGGACCUUCUGAUAGAUUAGUUCUUUCUUCUGGCAUCACAGAGUCUCCAUUUCUGUUGAACUCAUCAGGAUCUAGUAGUUUCCAUUCUAUUGGUUUAAAUUGUUCAGACAGUUCUAAGGUACAGCAGCUGGAGAGACGAUGGGAUACAACUAGAUUGGGUUUAUUGCCUGGCCUUGGUAACAUGGGUAGCAGCGAGCAUACUGGUUCUUUUCUCGUUGCCAAUUGUAACAGGGACCAGAAGGUUCCCCAAUCUAAAGGAAAAGAAGUGGUUUCUACCUGUACUCCAAAGGAAAAGCUUCCUCAUUGGCUUCGAGAAGCAGUAGAUGCUCCUGGUAAAACUCCUGAACCUGAUUUGCCACCGACUCUGUCUGCAAUAGCACAAUCUGUCUGUGUCUUGUAUGGGGAAGAGUCCUCCAAAAUUCCCCCAUUUAUUGACCCGGGACUACCUCCCCCCCGUCCCCAGGAUCCUCGAUGCAGUUUGAAGAAGACGAAGACGAAGAAGAAGAAGAAGAAGAAGAGAUCACAUUUUGCCAAUCAGGUCUCUCAAGUGGUUGCCAGUAACUGCCAAGAUAGCCACCCUGGAGAACAUGUUUGUUCGUCAUCCGUUCUUCUAGAGCCAGCCUUUCCUCUGCAUCCAAACUCGAGUGAUGGGGUUUCAGGAUUCCCUAGGAUUGAGCCAAACUUCAACAUAGCUUCUCUCAAUCCGAAAAUGAUGAGCCGAUCAUCUUCAUCUGGGACAACUACAAUCAAGAAAGUGACUGCAGGAUUAUCCCCUUCACCUGAAGUCCUCGAAUUGAUCUCUUCUCGUGUUGCACCAGGUCCACCUCCUGCAACACACCCAGGCUUCAGUGACAGCUUGCUCCCUUUGCAAAAUUCUGUUGAUCGAGGAAGCUCGGAACCCCAAGAUGCAUGUGCGGAACACAAGUCAAAGCAGAGGGCACCUGCUGUAGAAGAGCAGACAGGAAGUGGUGAUUCCAGCAAAACGCUGUCUGAUCCUGUUCACUCCGAACAGCCAGAUGGAGAGGAGGUGUCUUCAGAAGGGACUAUAACAGUUCAACCUGUAAGCAACCAUGAACCAUAG
This is a messenger RNA of Fraxinus pennsylvanica, 6984 nucleotides long. The record is from the annotation of a GenBank genome assembly. Lineage: Eukaryota; Viridiplantae; Streptophyta; Magnoliopsida; Lamiales; Oleaceae.